AGCUUCAAUGUGUAUUGGAUUCUAAUAGAACACUAUUAUGAUGACGGUAGCACCAAUGCAUAAGAGUCGUAUAGACGUCAUCGUCCGCAAAAGGCCGCUUAAUGAGUUAGAAAUAACUAGAGGAGAUACAGAUGUUGUAUUGUGUAAUGACACUGCGGCCAUAAUUGAGGAACCAAAAUUGAGAAUAGAUGGAACAAGUUAUAUUGAGCGAUAUGAGUUUUGUGUGGACCGUGUUUACGAUGAGCAUGCUGACAACCAUACUGUAUACAAUGAUUAUGUGAAACCAUUGGUUGAGCUUGCUUUUAAGCAGAAGAAAACGUGCUCCUGUUUUACUUACGGUCAAACGGGUAGUGGCAAGACGUUCACAAUGAUAGGUUCUAGGCAACUAAAAACGUUCAAACAUGAUUAUAUGCCCGGUAUUUAUGAAUAUGCCGCAAAUGACAUAUAUCAAAUGCUGCAAAAACCAGAAUAUGAGGGAAAUUUAGAUGUGGUGAUCAGUUUUUAUGACAUUUAUUGCGGAAAGCUCUACGACCUCCUUCAAGAUAGGAAACCAUUAGAAGCUUUAGAUAAUGGAAAGCGUGAAGUCAUAAUUAAAGAUCUGUCUGUAAUACAAAUGAAAAGUAAGGAAGAUUUAAUGUCACAUAUGUUAAGAGGACUUGCCCUGAGAAAAAUAGGCCAAAAUUCACAAAAUAGUCAAUCAUCAAGGUCACACGCCGUAUUAAGAAUAGAGUUAAGAGAAAAGUUAACAUCAAAAAACAGUGGUAGUAUUGCCUUUAUAGAUUUGGCGGGUAGUGAGCGAGGCGCAGAUUGCAUAAAUCAACCGAAGCAGACCCAAAUGGAUGGUGCAGGUAUCAAUAGAUCUUUGUUAGCGCUCAAAGAAUGUAUAAGGUCGAUGGAUAUGAAUAAGGCUCAUAUCCCUUUCAGGGAUUGUGAAUUAACGAAAGUGUUACGAGACAUAUUCGUAGGUGAGAGCCGAAGUCUCAUGAUCGCAAACAUAUGUCCGAGCAGCUCGAGUUGUGAGCAAACGUUGAAUACUCUACGAUAUGCGUCGCGUGUGAAGAAUUUUAAACAAUCGCAAACGCAUUCUAAUACUAGUGUUCUCUAUAAUCCAGGUUACACAAACGCAAGGAAACCUAGAGCGAGUGCGCCGAAUUCGGGUAUUACCAAAACACAUAAAUCGAAACUGACCGCACCAUCUACUGCUGUGUCGUUAUCUCUGAAUGCUAAAGUUAAAAAUUCCGGAAUCACAACAAGCAGCAUGCAAGCAUCGCAAAAAAUUGGUAAAUCGACAGAUUCCAUUGAUUUCAUCGGUAAACCAUUGGUUAUACGCAACAUGUGUCCAACUUUGUCUUCUUUGUGCUCCGAUAUAUCAGGAAGAGAACAUAACAUACUACCACGUGAUCGAAAGAGAGCAUCUCGGUUACCUAAUCCUUUUCAACGUUUGGAUUCAUCUAUUAAUUUGCAAUCAUCUGCGGGGAAUAAUGUGGAUAUAGUAAUGGAUGAUAUAGAAUUGAAUGAUGAAAAUCAGAGGUUAUAUACAUCUGUAUGUGACUCACUAGAUUAUGUAAUAGACCAUUUUUAUGAUUACACUGCGUCAAACGACGAUGAGGAAAGAGCGUUUCAAGCCUUAAAACGAGCAGAAGAAUUGAAUAACAGAGCUCUGUUGAUGGUUAUGAGUUCAAACUUCGAUAGAGACAGUAGGGAUUAUAUCGAUUUCCUCAUCAAUAAAUUCAAGAUGCAAAUGAAACCCCUUUUGUUUUUAAAACAAGCCAUAGAACAGCAUAAGCAGACCAUAACAGCGGAAUCGAAAAUAUCGCACAAUAACGACCCUCUACUUAAUGAAUGAGUUUUCUUGU
This is a messenger RNA of Babesia bovis T2Bo, 1856 nucleotides long. RefSeq names its product Kinesin motor domain family protein. Lineage: Eukaryota; Apicomplexa; Aconoidasida; Piroplasmida; Babesiidae. Gene Ontology annotation, molecular function: microtubule motor activity; ATP binding; microtubule binding. Gene Ontology annotation, biological process: microtubule-based movement. Bases 38 to 1846 code for a protein of 602 amino acids. The record is from RefSeq and is a predicted model, not a curated record. The transcript has 5 exons.